GUUUGCUUGCAGUUCUCAUCAACCUCCGCGCCGCACUGCCACCAUGACAAAGACGAGUGGACACAAUGGUCCGAAGAACCUGCCAAUGCGACGCACCAUGAUCAAAAGCACGGUCGGCCAUGUGAAGCGACCAGCAUACGACCUUCCAGAUGCGAGAGAAACGGAACAUGUGUACGGCUACCCCAUCAUCCGAGACCCCGAAGAUGCCGGGCAAGUGAUGGGCAAGUGGGUCCAAGCCACGCCUUCUCCAGCAGUCGAGUCCACGCGCAGCUUUGUAGAGACAAAUCGAAGGGCGUUGCAAAUCGGGUGCAUCAAUGCCAAGGACGUGCGACAGUAUGCCAACGAACACCCAGAUAUUCGAGAAAAGGCAGCUCCUACGAAGAAACAAAUCGGGUACACUCCCACAAACGAUGUGAUUUACGGCAUCAAGACAGCUGCUUCCGAAGACAUUCAGAUGCUGAUCCAAGCCAAACACACCAACUUUCACACUGAUGGCCACGACUACCCGGACCUGUCUGGCAUGAAGAUCAAAGGCGUACGACUACCCUCCUUUUGUACUUGCUCAUGUGUGUGAUUGAGCGUAGAAACUUCCCCUGCCCCGUGAAACCAAAGCAUCCAUCAGCCAAGACAAGCGCCUCCAGCUGUUCAGCCAGCCUCCUGAAAAAGAACUCUUCAAAAUGUCCAAGUUCAAAAAGAUUGGUAGCAUGCUGGCCACCCAGCCCGUCUACGGAUCGCCAUCCUGUGACCCGUCGCCCCAGUACAUGGGCAAUGACGACGAUUCGAGUCCUCAGCAACAAGCCACCGACAAUUAGACAGCUCAACCUAUCGUGUAUGAAACCCCUUUGCAUCCCACUGCCUCUUGACUAGUUCGCCACGGAUGUAGCUCUCGUCGCGUUCUUAGCUACAGAAAGCGGACAUGAUCUAUACAUGC
Aphanomyces astaci is the source of this 931-nucleotide messenger RNA. RefSeq lists its product as hypothetical. The record is from RefSeq and is a predicted model, not a curated record. The transcript is spliced from 3 exons. Lineage: Eukaryota; Oomycota; Saprolegniomycetes; Saprolegniales; Verrucalvaceae. The coding region runs from base 44 to 574 and encodes 176 amino acids.